AUGACCGACCUUCUCACUCCUCCGGCAUCCCGCCAGAACUCUGAAUCGCCUGAGGCGCAGAUCAAGCAGAGUUCCGAGGCCGAGUCAUGCACGGAGCUGAUACAAUCGCUGGACCGUCUUUUAGAGCGUUAUCUUGAGCUGCUGGAUCGACACCAGAAGCUGCAGGUAGAGCUGGCCAAGAAGCUAUCAUCGGAUAGUGGUGAAGUGGAUGACAAGCAUCAGCUGGGCGGUUCCGAGCACAUGUUCGCCGUGGAGGUUGCUACGAGCAACCCACCAGUCCAUCAGUCUGAAACCAAUAACGACGGCCAAGAGACCGAAUCAGAAAUCGACAACACGGAUGAAGAUCAAUCAAGUUCAGCUCCCGAGCCGAAGAUGCCCAACGAACGACCUCGUUUCUCUAAUCCCAUCCAUUGGUAUGGUGUCUUGGUGCCCCCUUCUCUUCGCAGCGCCCAAGCCUCUUUCACGGAGGCUGUAGACCAAUGCUUGCCUGAAUUGGCGAGUGUUGUUGUGCAGAUGCAGUCCGUGGAAAGGGAGGUAGAGCGUCUGCGAAGCGAGUUAGGUCAAGCAUACCUCAAUGAUGCAAGCUAG
Messenger RNA from Aspergillus clavatus NRRL 1, 588 nucleotides. RefSeq lists its product as uncharacterized. The coding region runs from base 1 to 588 and encodes 195 amino acids. Gene Ontology annotation, cellular component: extrinsic component of endoplasmic reticulum membrane; Vma12-Vma22 assembly complex. Lineage: Eukaryota; Fungi; Ascomycota; Eurotiomycetes; Eurotiales; Aspergillaceae. The transcript has 2 exons. The record is from RefSeq and is a predicted model, not a curated record. Gene Ontology annotation, biological process: vacuolar proton-transporting V-type ATPase complex assembly.